Fundulus heteroclitus (mummichog) is the source of this 1270-nucleotide messenger RNA. It is a transcript of the gene ctsh, whose product is annotated as cathepsin H. Gene Ontology annotation, cellular component: lysosome. Gene Ontology annotation, biological process: immune response. Gene Ontology annotation, molecular function: cysteine-type endopeptidase activity. The record is from RefSeq and is marked provisional. Lineage: Eukaryota; Metazoa; Chordata; Actinopteri; Cyprinodontiformes; Fundulidae.
UUCCUCUCCACCGUCACCUCUUCGGGCUGCAGCGCUACGGAGGGACCAUGACGAGGCUCUGGCUCCUGCUUUGCUUCUUGUCCCUAGCUUCAGCUUUUUACCUGUCUGAGCGAGAUGAGUUUCAUUUCAAGUCAUGGAUGGCGCAGUACAACAAAGCAUACGACUUCAAUGAGUACUACCGAAGACUCCAGAUAUUCACAGAGAACAAGAGGAGGAUCGACAAACACAAUGAAGGGAAUCACUCUUUCACAAUGGGACUCAACCAAUUUUCAGGCAUGACUUUUAAUGAGUUUCGAAAGGCUUUCCUCAUGUCUGAGCCGCAGAACUGCUCUGCCACCAAGGGAAACUACCUCAGCAGCAACGGACCACAGCCGGAUUCCAUUGACUGGAGAAAGAAGGGGAAUUAUAUAACACCAGUAAAGACUCAGGGAUCUUGUGGUAGUUGCUGGACUUUUUCCACGACUGGCUGUUUGGAGUCCGUUACUGCUAUCGCCACCGGGAAGCUCGUGCCUCUGUCUGAACAGCAGCUGGUAGACUGCGCCCAGGAUUUCAACAACCAUGGAUGUAAUGGUGGUCUUCCCAGUCAAGCAUUUGAGUACAUCAUGUACAACAAGGGACUGAUGACAGAGCAGGACUAUCCAUACAAGUUUGUGGAGGGUAUAUGUUCAUAUAAACCGUCACUGGCUGCUGCUUUUGUGAAGGAAGUGAGGAAUAUAACAGCGUACGACGAGAUGGGGAUGGUUGACGCUGUCGGCACUCUCAAUCCUGUCAGUUUUGCCUUUGAGGUCACCGACGACUUCAUGCAUUACCGAGAGGGCGUGUACACCAGCACCACCUGCCACAACACCACAGACAAGGUGAAUCAUGCUGUGCUAGCUGUUGGCUAUGGACAAGAAAACAGCACCCCCUACUGGAUAGUGAAGAACUCAUGGGGAUCUAGCUGGGGCAUAGACGGAUAUUUCCUCAUAGAAAGGGGAAAGAACAUGUGUGGACUCGCCGCCUGCUCAUCUUUUCCAGUGGUGUGAUUUCACUACAUGAAAUGUCUCAAAUAACUUUGGAUUUUUUUAUCAUACACAGGAAAAUUGUUUUUACCAGCAUUGUAAAAUUUUAUGUAUUGUAUUUGAUGGAGGCAUUAUAACCUCAGUUAAAGAAUUGUUAUUUGGUGGACUGAAUCAUAUUCAGAUUUCCUGUGUAUUCAUAAUAACUGAGAUGAUCGGUUUACUGUCAAAUUUUAUAGAUCAAACUACAAAAUAAAAUAUUUUUAAACUUG